Molecule: messenger RNA, 405 nt
Organism: Raphanus sativus (radish)
Lineage: Eukaryota; Viridiplantae; Streptophyta; Magnoliopsida; Brassicales; Brassicaceae
Exons: 2
Coding region: 1-405 (134 amino acids)
Source: RefSeq, a predicted model, not a curated record
AUGGAUGGUCACCACUCGGGGAAUCACGAUGGUUACGGAAAUCAUCACGGUGGAGUAGCGGAGAACGUCUUCCCUUGGAUUUGUUGGCAACUAUGGCUGUCAGGAAAUCAGUUGCUUUUCGAGAACAGAGAUAUCUCCCCAGCGGAAACCAUUCUUCGUAGCAUCUCCUCAGCCCGAGAAUGGAUCACUGCACAAGGAACAAACGCGAUCACUACUAAGGUCGGAUUGCUCCCAGCGGAGAUAGAUCAUCCACCGAUAGGAAACCGACAACUCACCAGAAGCUUUACGGACGCCGCAUGGAACAAAGAUACCCUCACAACAGGGCUUUGGAUGGAUCUUCUCCGAUCAAUCAGGACAGAUAGGAAGGGACUCAGAGUUUCAGGGAGUUUGUCAGCUCUCCUCUGA